This is a messenger RNA of Priceomyces carsonii, 1239 nucleotides long. RefSeq lists its product as uncharacterized. Bases 1 to 1239 code for a protein of 412 amino acids. The record is from RefSeq and is a predicted model, not a curated record. The transcript has a single exon. Lineage: Eukaryota; Fungi; Ascomycota; Pichiomycetes; Serinales; Debaryomycetaceae.
AUGUCUAGACGGGAAUCAGAUAAGACACCUCUAAUAAAUAGAGAUGUACCUGAGAGUCCCUUAAUUGUAGAUGGUGAUAGAAGAAACGAAGAUGACGCGACCAAUCGUCAACCUCAACAGGGUACAAGAGCAGGAUCCAAUUACAUAUCCCAAUCUAAAAUAGGUUUGCAAAGAACCAGCAGAACAUCUCAAAAGCUUAAAAUCUUACCUGAAAAUCCUCCGAAUCUAGAUGAUGAUGCAACGGAUAAUGGUGUUUAUUCUCAGGUCACCAGGAUAAAAGAUACGCCGGCUAGAAAGGAUGCUGAGAUAUUAGGAAAGCUGCAUAGGGAUCUUUUGCCAAGAGUAACAGCAUAUUGUACUUGUGGGUCCUAUAAAAUGAAGGAUUUGUUGAGAUGGUUAAAAGAUAGGAAGAGAAUUCACAAUACAAAUCCGAAAUUGUUCGAUGAGUGUCUUUAUACUCCUUUCAUGUUUAAAGAUUGGAGAGGAGAACAAGACGCCCAACACCAGCUAAUACGACUUGCAGAUGAAGGUGGCGAGAUAGAUAUUGGUAAAAAAAGUGAUUUGUUCAUAUUCGAAUAUGGUGUUAUUGUCAUGUGGGGCUAUACUGUCAAAGAAGAAUCAGCCUUCUUAGAGGAUCUCGCUAGAUUCGAGAGCGAGAAACUAUCUCUGGAAGACGUGCAAAUAGAGGAAUUCAAUUAUUAUAUCACUGCCUCAUACCAACCCCGUAUAUAUAACGACUUUAUCUCGUUGCGGGAUGAUAGCAAUUACAUGCUAAAGCUCUCCAUCUCUCAUGCGUUGUCUCAAUCGGUUAAGAUAUCCUUGUUUGAAGAGCUCGUGGACAACACCAUCGAAGACACCCAAGAUAUCCCUCAUCAAGUAGCACAGACAGGAAAGGUCGAAAUGAAUAGGGAUGAGAUAAUGAAAUCUAUUGGAGAGCUCUUCAUUUUACGUAUAAAUAUAAACUUACAUGGUUCAGUACUAGAUUCGCCGGAACUAAUGUGGGCAGAGCCGCACUUGGAACCGAUAUACCAGGCUACACGGGGUUAUUUAGAAAUCAAUCAGCGAGUGGAAUUGUUAAACCAGCGACUCGAAGUUAUCUCCGACCUAUUGCAGAUGCUUAAAGAACAACUUGGCCAUUCUCACGAGGAGAAUUUGGAAUUCGUUGUCGUACUUCUUGUAGGAGUUGAGGUACUAGUAAGUGUCGUCAAUAUGAUUGUAGAUAUUUUAACUUACAAAUAA